CACCAUAAAGCCCUUCCCAUAACUAUAUAUAUAUAAAGAGGAGAAGGCGAUCGAGGUAGAGAGAGAGAGUAAAAUAGAGGAAAGGAAUCCAUGGCGGAAAGCACAGGCUCUAAGAAGAGAUGGCUUCCUCUUGAAGCUAACCCCGAUGUCAUGAAUCAGUUUCUUUGGGGUCUUGGUGUUCCAGCGAAUGAGGCCGAGUGCUGUGAUGUUUAUGGGUUAGAUGAAGAACUUCUGGAGAUGGUGCCAAAGCCAGUGCUUGCUGUUUUAUUUCUCUAUCCUCUCACAUCUCAGAGUGAAGAAGAGAGAAUAAAGCAAGACAGCGAAACAAAGGUGCACGAUCCCAGUAGUACAGUUUACUACAUGAAACAAACAGUGGGAAAUGCAUGCGGAACAAUUGGCCUUCUUCAUGCUAUCGGGAAUAUCACCUCUCAGAUAAAACUUACCGAGGGUUCGUUCUUGGACAAGUUCUUUAAAUCAACCUCAAGCAUGGACCCAAUGCAGCGUGCUUUGUUCCUUGAAAACGAUAGGGAAAUGGAAGUUGCUCAUUCAGUGGCAGCCACUGCUGGUGAUACUGAGGCUACCGACGAUGUGAACACUCAUUUCAUCUGCUUCACCUGUGUUGAUGGACAACUCUAUGAACUUGAUGGAAGGAGGGCUGGACCUAUUACACAUGGCGCAUCCUCUCCAAGCAGCUUAUUAAAGGAUGCAGCCAGAGUUAUCAAAAAGAUAAUCGAGAAAAAUCCAGACUCAAUCAACUUCAACGUUAUUGCUAUUUCCCAAAACGUUUAGGCCAAUCUAGAGGCUUUUAUCGAUGAGAUGUUUAAACCAAUUUUAGCUUUUCAUGUUUCUGCCGUUUCCAGUACUAUGUUUCUUCUUGUUUGCAA
Messenger RNA from Solanum verrucosum, 884 nucleotides. RefSeq names its product ubiquitin carboxyl-terminal hydrolase 3. The transcript is spliced from 9 exons. Gene Ontology annotation, molecular function: cysteine-type deubiquitinase activity. The record is from RefSeq and is a predicted model, not a curated record. Bases 91 to 789 code for a protein of 232 amino acids. Gene Ontology annotation, cellular component: cytoplasm. Gene Ontology annotation, biological process: ubiquitin-dependent protein catabolic process; protein deubiquitination. Lineage: Eukaryota; Viridiplantae; Streptophyta; Magnoliopsida; Solanales; Solanaceae.